AUGCAGCCCUCCCCCUCGACGCCCGGGCCCCGGGCGCGCCGCAGACACCUGCCCGGCUCCGCCUGGACCGGAGCGUCCUCUCGCGGCCAGGGCUCGGGCAGCUACUUCCUGCCUGGGACCGGUCUCGGCCUCCGACAGAGCGCCUCGGACAUGAGUGCCCAGGAGCCCCCGCAGGGUCGGAGAUUCCCCAUUGAGGCCGGAGACUCCCCUGGCCUUGCCUUCCCCCGCGAGACCCAGGACAGCCCGGAGCGGGUAGCUACGGAGCACAACCCGGUCAGGCCGCUUCGACGCUGCCCCGGCUGCCACUGCCUGACGCUGCUGCACGUGCCCAUCGACGUCUACCUGGCCUUGGGCGGGAGCCCCCAGGUCCGCGCCACCUGAGUGCGCCUGCGCACGGCAGCUCCGCGGGAGCCGGGCGUGUACGAGGCCCGCCGCAGGCCACCACGCUGAGAUCGCGCGCGCCGAGCAGGAGACAAUGAUGCACAUUUUAAAAUAAAAGAACGAUGCACAUUUUAAUAAAGCACAGCAUAAACUGUU
This is a messenger RNA of Lagenorhynchus albirostris (white-beaked dolphin), 537 nucleotides long. RefSeq names its product family with sequence similarity 229 member A (gene FAM229A). The record is from RefSeq and is a predicted model, not a curated record. The transcript is spliced from 3 exons. Bases 1 to 381 code for a protein of 126 amino acids. NCBI's taxonomy places the organism in Eukaryota, Metazoa, Chordata, Mammalia, Artiodactyla, Delphinidae.